Messenger RNA from Miniopterus natalensis, 4235 nucleotides. It is a transcript of the gene PPP6C, whose product is annotated as protein phosphatase 6 catalytic subunit. NCBI's taxonomy places the organism in Eukaryota, Metazoa, Chordata, Mammalia, Chiroptera, Miniopteridae. Gene Ontology annotation, molecular function: protein serine/threonine phosphatase activity. The record is from RefSeq and is a predicted model, not a curated record.
UGCGGCUGGAGUUCGGCGGCUGAAGGCGCGGGGCGUGUCGAGGCAGCGGACGGACCUGGGUCAAACUUUACGCCGCUGCGCAGACACCUUCCACGGGCCGGACGUGACGUAGGAAGAGUUCCGGCUUCGGCCUCUGCCGCUGCCGCUGCCGCCGCUACUUCAGCUGCCGCCGCCGCCGCCGCCACCGCCGUCGGGGCUUCUUAUUUCUAAAAUGGCGCCCCUAGACUUGGACAAGUACGUGGAGAUAGCGCGGCUGUGCAAGUACCUCCCGGAGAAUGACCUGAAGCGGCUAUGUGACUAUGUUUGUGACCUCCUCUUGGAAGAGUCAAAUGUUCAGCCAGUAUCGACACCAGUAACAGUGUGUGGAGACAUACACGGACAGUUUUAUGACCUUUGUGAACUAUUCAGAACUGGAGGUCAGGUUCCUGACACAAACUACAUAUUUAUGGGCGAUUUUGUAGACAGAGGUUACUAUAGUUUGGAGACCUUCACUUACCUUCUUGCACUAAAGGCUAAAUGGCCUGAUCGUAUUACGCUUUUGCGAGGAAAUCAUGAGAGUAGACAGAUAACACAGGUGUAUGGAUUUUAUGAUGAGUGCCAAACCAAAUAUGGAAAUGCUAAUGCCUGGAGAUACUGUACCAAAGUUUUCGACAUGCUCACAGUAGCAGCUUUAAUAGAUGAGCAGAUUUUGUGUGUUCAUGGUGGUUUAUCUCCUGAUAUCAAAACACUGGAUCAAAUUCGAACCAUUGAACGGAAUCAGGAAAUUCCUCAUAAAGGAGCAUUUUGUGAUCUGGUUUGGUCAGACCCUGAAGACGUGGAUACUUGGGCUAUCAGUCCCCGAGGAGCAGGUUGGCUUUUUGGCGCAAAGGUCACAAAUGAGUUUGUUCAUAUCAACAACUUAAAACUCAUCUGCAGAGCACACCAACUAGUGCAUGAAGGCUAUAAGUUUAUGUUUGACGAGAAGCUGGUAACAGUAUGGUCUGCUCCUAAUUACUGCUAUCGUUGUGGAAAUAUUGCUUCGAUAAUGGUCUUCAAAGAUGUAAAUACAAGAGAACCAAAGUUAUUCCGGGCAGUUCCAGAUUCAGAACGUGUUAUUCCUCCUAGAACAACGACGCCGUAUUUCCUUUGAGGCCUUCGCCCAUCCUGCUGACCGGUCACAUUUUUCUGCCCUCUUCUUACCCCAACUUUCGUGUAUUACCCUCUAUAAUAUACUUUUUAUUGAGCACUUUGCUGCUGAAAUGCUGCCUCUUGCCUUUUUUUAUUUUAAAUUAUCUAAAUUUAUUGUUUGUUAUGGUGUCUAUAACAAUGUUUUACUAUCAGUUUUCCCCCCAUCCCAUCCCCACCUUGGACUCAUCUGAGAAGACUUGAGAGAUGUCUUAAUACUCAUACUUCUGCAUGUAGCUCUUGCUUAUUUACUGGUCUGGGGGAAACAAGAUGUGUUUCCUUUUUUAAAAAGCUAAUUGAGAGAACAGACUACACUGAAAUACUCCUCCUUUUGUAUCAUUCAGCCUUUUGUUUUAGUUUGGUAAGUUUUAAGAAAUUUCAGCAGCAAAGUUGUUAUUCAGUGGGCACGAUGGACUGCAGAUGCCUCGAGUUAUGUACACUUGUUCCAGCUGUAAACUUCAUUGUCCUUUGUUGGAUGAUAUUUUAAAUGGAUAUAAAAUAAAUUGGUCUAAAGGGCUGCCCUCCUUGUUGUGUUUUUAAAUUUGAGUUAAAAACUGCUACAGCUUAUGACUUUGUACAUUAAGAUAAUUGUUUUGAUCUUUUUUCAGAUUCCUUGUAUUUUUAAAUAAAAUAAUCUUAAAUCCAGAUAGGUUGAAGUGUUAGAAAUUUUAAACAGCUUACAUUGUUAGCUUAAAGUUACUUUUUUUUCUUUUUUCCUAGUCAGAGUUCUUGACCCUUUGGUUAUUGAGUUUAAAACUUCAACUGAAAUUCAAUAUUAUUUAUUUAAGGAAAAAAAAAAUCACUAAACUGUGCCUAAGAACAUAACUGCCAUAUUAAUGUUUUGGUUUCUAUCCUCUAUAGUAAUAGAAAAACAUUUAAUACUUGUAAUGCUGAUAUGUUCAUUUGAUACCAGUUGAGUAGAAUGUGAUCAAUCCAGUUUACAAUCUAUCAUGAGUAUCAUUAAGUAAAAUCUAUGUAACUUUUCAAUAGGAAUCAUUUUCUUGCUGUAACACUUGACCUUAACUUUUAGAAAGUGUUCAUUUUUUAACUGCAACUGGAAAGGUUGAAAAGUCAGGACUCUUGUAUUUGUGAACUGUAAUCAGAAGCAGGUUUUAAAAAGUGUGGAAAGAAACAAUUGUCCUUUUUUGUAAAGGUCUGUGACACCAUGUUUCAGCUUUGUGUAAGUAAUUUGAAUAUCCAAAGGGUUGUGAUGAUCAGUUCUUGAUAUGCAAUGUCCACUUAAUAAGGACAAGUGUUCCAGUGUCUCUUAUGACUAUGGUCAUAAGUGAUGUUGGAAUUUACCAUUUGGUGAAAUAGUUGGUAUCCUUUUACUACUAUAGUUAAUUUUUGUCAUUCCAGGAAAUCUUUGUGAAGCCAGCCAAUAAUAAAGCACUUUAGCAUUUGUUCAGGUAGUUUUGAAAACCAACUUUUCCCUUUCAGGAUAAGAAUUUCCAGGUUACCUAAAAAUGCAAUAAAAAUCUUUAUAGUCUACACUUCUUGGCACAUAAUUUUUCAUCAGGGUUUUCUUUUAUUAAAUGAGCACAACACUGUUUUGAUUUUUCCCCUCCAGCCACCUAGCUACUUGUGUAGUUUUUAAUUGUAUAGCUGUAUGAAAGAAGUGGCUAAGACAUUUGCUGCACACACUUGAACUGUUGGGUCAGUAGCUUUGUGUCAUUGCCCUGACCCCAGUGUAAUUCAGGGGGAAAGGUAUUAAUCUUACAGGGAUAUGUAGCUAUGUAUUUUACUAAUUGUUAAACACUGGAAAUUAAUGAUGCAGACAACUUGAUGCGGUCUUUAAACAGCUCUCUGCAGUAUUUUUUUCCUGUUACCAUAAGUUGUAUUGAAGUGCUUGAUCUCCUCUGCUUUUAAGUUGUGCCAGUGAAACCAGCAACCCUGAGCCCUCCCUUCCCAUUUGACACCCUCUAGUUUAGAUUGAUGUCGUUGUUUAGUUAUCCCUGUAAUGUGACUUUUAUUUUUGAGUUAUGGUAUACUGCGUUUGUCUGUCACUAGUUGGGCAUGUGCCAAUAAUAUUCUGUCCAUUCCUUAACUGCCAUCUCUGUUCUGCCUGAGUUUUUUCUCUUCAACUGAAUAUCGGCUUUUUGCAUGGAAAAAAAAAGGUUUUUACUAUUAGACAUGUAAAAGGAAGAGAGAGUGAAUGUAUUGGACUUUGAAAGCCUAAAAGGAAUAUUUGGAUUCCUCUACUAAAUAAGGGCUAUGUACUAUAUAGAGUAAUCAUAUGGUGGAAGAUACUUGUAAGUCAUAGGUUUGCAGGCAGGAGGAUCUGUUACUCCCUGUAUCUAGGCUGAAUGUAAAGUCCCUUAUAUUGUAUUAAUGGGGGUAAUAACUAUUUUUAUUUGCCUAUUAUAUACUUGGUUUCUAAUAAAUUGUCCUAGGCUCUAGUGAGAACUGUCUACUUUUAAUUGCCAGUCACUCCCUUUCCUUACUUGCCUGAUAUACUCUUGGCCAGCUUUUUAUAGGUUAAUGCUUUUUCCUGAAAUAUAUCACCACUUUAAAUGUGUUAAUUUGGGUGUGAUCCUAAAAAGCCUGGAUCAAGAGCAUACCUAAUAUGUGACCUGCAUCAGCUCCUACUCCAUCUGGAUGUCUAGAACUGUUGGAAGAUUUUAACGUCUUAAAUCCUGGGUUUUGCUUUUGAAUAAGGUUUGAAAUACUGUUCAUUGCAUUACGAUUUGUGUGUUUUUGCUUUGUAAGCCCAGCACCAGGUUUUGGAAAAUGCCUGUAUUGUGAAAGCAAAUCUGAACUCUUUCUGAGCCUUUCAUUGUGGGAAAUAGAAUUGCUUUUCAUCAGCCUCCAGAAAAUUGUGUACCUGGAGUUGAAGUGAUUUAACAGCAAGAAUCCAGAUUUUUAAAUGUAAUUGUUUUUUAAUUGCUAAUGUUUGUAAAGCACCUUCAGUUCUUUGGAUGAAGGGUGCUAUAUUCUCUCAGUGUAAAUUAAUAAAAACAUUAUAGGAAGUUUGUCAGAAAUUUUAUCGAAUGCAUAGUCUGUAGUAUGUCCCAACAAGAAGUUAGCAUUUUAUAUAACACAAUUUAAAUUAAAAAAUGCUUAUUCCUUCA